Messenger RNA from Psylliodes chrysocephalus, 3271 nucleotides. NCBI's taxonomy places the organism in Eukaryota, Metazoa, Arthropoda, Insecta, Coleoptera, Chrysomelidae. The record is from the annotation of a GenBank genome assembly.
CUUUUGUUUUACGUCUUGAAGUAAUUCCUAUGUAAUUCGUAAUUCCAUAUGUCAAUUCUGUCAAAUAAAUUAUUCAACCAAGAGAAAAACUUUGGAAAUCGAUUCACAAAUACGAAUAAUAUAAACAAUGUCUUCUAAAACGAAAACUUCAGAACCACCAUGGAAAAAACGAUCGGUAUCGUUAAUGAAGAAGAAGUCAAAAAAGUCGGCCACAUCUAUUAGCGAUUCACGUUUGGAAGAAGCGUCCGAAAUAUUUUUUCCAAAGAAUAGAAGAGAAAUAUUUACGCAUUUUUUCAAUACUCUCACUUACGAUUUAAUUUUGAGUAGAGAAGUUGUAAUGAAGACCAUAGAUUACGGUGAAAGUAGCGAAACUUCGAUAUCUGAUUACAGAGAUUCAAAGGAAGGUUUAAAGGAAGAUAACUACCGUCAAGAGCGAUUGUCAGUUGUUUCUGUUCCAAGUGUUAGAAGAAAAGAAAUGCUAUUUCAAAGUGAAAUGUUGAGUACGAGAUCCAGUAUAGCUAGUGCCUAUUCCAUUAGAUAUUCUUUAAAACAUAAAGAAAGACAAAGUAUAGAUGCAACGAGCAUGAGCGCACAAACAUCAGGGUCGGUAAGAAUUGUUUUUGCCCCCGAAGUAUAUUGGUUGGAACGUAUAGUUUUUAAAAAUGGGAACGUAUAUGAAGGGCAAUGCAGCGACUACCUCAUGGACGAAAAAGGAACUUUCACAUGGACCGACAAAACGGUAUACCACGGUGAGUUCACCGAUGGCUAUAUCACUGGUAAAGGUGAAAUGAUCCUUCCUACUUUGAGCAAAUACAAGGGAGACUUUUGUCGAGGAAUUUUUCAUGGGUCUGGCAUCUUCAAUCCAACUGGAUUGUCACUGUACUAUUACGGCAGUUGGAAAAAUGGAAAAAAGCACGGUAAGGGUCUGUUAAUCUAUGAUGCAGACGACUGGUACGAAGGGGACUGGUAUAACGAUCUUAGACAUGGAAUCGGUUACAGGCGAUACAAAAACGGUGCUAAAUACAAAGGAGAAUGGGUAAAUAAUAAGAAGCAAGGAAAAGGAAAGAUGAUGUUUGAAAAUAACGAUUAUUAUAAUGGAGAAUGGUUUGAUGACAAGCCUCAUGGUUAUGGAGAGUACACUUGGGAUAUGUUGCCCAACGAAAUCUUUUCUUUUCCCUUGUAUAGUUGGUAUAAAGGUUCUUGGAAAAAUGGGGAACGAGAUGGAGUAGGUAUAUUGCACUUUGGCACAGAAUGCGGCGCUAAGUAUGCUGGAAUGUUUUUCCAAAAUAUCAAACACGGUCCUGGCGUAAUGAUAUGCGGCAAUGGGUUAAUAUUAGAAAGCAAUCCGUUAUUUCAAUACAAUAAACCUGUGCACAAGAAUUUCCAAAAAACGUACAUAGAUUGGUGCGAGGAAAAUCCCGACAAAGAUUUUAUGAACUGUACCGUAGAGAAAGGAUCGUAUUAUGAUAUUUUGAAAAUGGUUGACUCCAAGAUAGCCUAUAACCAACUAAACGAGAGCACUUUGGUUAAUAUAAUUAAGAAUAGCGAAGACAUACCUGCUCAGAUGUACGUAAAAUUGGCCGAUUCCAUUUCGGGCAGCAAAAAAAUAUGGUGCCCAUUGGAUAUUCCCAUCCAUUCAGAACCCGAAAAUGUCGAUUUCAGCUACUUCAUCGACAAAAUUUUCGAAUACGGUUUUAGAAAUGCUCGAGCUAAUGAUUUUUUGACUCGCAUGGCCGAGGCGACAGAAGAAGGUAUUAAGUUUAGAAGAUCGAUUAUGAGCGUUAAAUUCAGUCCCUCCAUGAUACCAGCCAAUACAAGAUAUUCUACGGCGACCAUAACUCGUCCAAGAUCUCAUUCAUUUUACCAAACAACACAUGAGGCAACAGAUAUAGAUGCCUCUAUAGAGGAAAGAUUAGAAAAGGCGAAGAUACACGAAUUUGAGCUGUGCAAAAAUGUCAUACUUAUUAAUCGACCUAAGUUAAAUUCUAUUUAUUACAAGUAUGCAUCACUCGCUCAAGAAAAAUAUGAUGAUAAGGAAACAAACAAUGAAAAUCUUAUCAUGGUACGUCUAUUCUUGUGGCAGCUUUUCAGAGAUGGGCACGUUCAAGAUGGAGUCGAACUAGCUCAAGUAGAUUCGUUUCUAUGGAAGAAUCCGUACAGUUGUUUGGGCACGGAACAUUAUCCAUUUGAACCGAUUUAUUUCUACCAAUUUCUUCUCUACCUCAUGGGUUGCUCUUGGCUGAUCUACUUAAAGAAACUUCAAAAUAAACAGAUUGAGAAAUUGGUGUUUCCGUCUCAGAUGCUUAGGCUGUUUUUGGAUGACUUUUUCGCCAAAUUGGGAUCUUUUACUGGUAGUGCCCUCCGUGAAAACUUAAACAUAGCUCCGAUUACAAAGAUGUAUAAACUAUAUGCCAGUAUCAGUGAACCGAUGUCUGUAAAUACGUUCUUUGCAGCUACAUAUAGGGACGCAAAAGACCGUCUUCCUUGUUAUGCUGCCAUAAGUUCUGGUAUUAUACCACCGCUAUUGGAUGGAAAAAAUAUUGUACCGAUGGGGCACGAAAUUUAUUAUGUAAAGGUUCCAGAACCGAUAUCGGAAAGGAUGAAACCCGAACCGGCAAUAACAAACGCCGAUCAAUUUUCCAGAUCCCUCUUGACUUUCAGAACAUUGGGUAAGGCGAAAAUAACCGAAUGCCUGACGACCGUAUGCCCCAAAGUGGCCAUCAACGACAAAAAGCUGGAUAUGAACUAUAACCUGACUUUCCUGGAAUUUUACGAGAUCGUCAUCAUGCUGUCGUUCGCCAAGGCGGAAGAAAUGGUGAUCGGCUACGAGGAACACAAGUACAACGAAGAAAUGUUGACGCCUACACUGUCAUGCGUGGUAAGUCCAUCGAAAAUGAAAGAUAAAUUGGCGAAGAAGAAGAAAAUCAAAAAGUCUGCUAUUGGAAUCGUGGCAUCGUCAGCGGUAACUGGCCGCCAUAAGGCCGUGAAAUCAACGUAGAAAAUGGACCAUAAAUAAUGAGAAAUAUAAUUAAUCCUAAUUAGUUUUAUCUUUGAAUGCUAAAUCUCUGAUUAAAUCUCUGAGUGUUUGGACCAAUGCGAGGCAGGCGGUGUGCAAGAUAAGCUAUAAUACAAUGUCGCUGUGGUUAAAGAUAAAAUAUGUAAUUUUUUAUUUUGUGAAAAAUUAAGAAGAGAAAACCUGUAAUUUAUGUUACGGUUUACUAUGUAUAACUAGUUAUAAUUAUAUAUUUUGAAAUAAACUAUUUAAAAAAUA